AUGAUUCGUGAUCGGGAAAAAAAGAAAAAAUCUACGCUUGUAGAAGGUAAAGUUCGGUAUUACGGGUCAAUCCUAACCAAUAGGUAGCAGAGGGGAAGAAGCACUACACCUAGAAAUUAACAACAGAAAAACUUUGUUAUUUUAAUUAUAAAAAAAAUUAUCCCCUUUCUUUCGCAAGCUUGGGACUAAAAGAAUGGUUGGGACAACAAACAUCCAUCUCGUUUGUAUUUUGGAUACCCGUAUAACCAUCGAAGGCUGUUGAAGUGACUAAUUCCUGGACAUUGGGAAGCGUUGAGAACAAAGAAAUUGUUGGAGUUAUCUUUUCUCUCUAGUAACAAUACGUUUAAUGUUAAGAAAAGAUCUCUUGCAGGAAGGUUGGCUAGAGAUUUCUUGUAAAAACACUAGCCCUACUUAGUUCAUAAUGAGAAGAUUUUCAUCUUAUUUAUAAUUUUAUCAUUAUGCACAUAAGGGAGGAGCCGUAUGAGAUGAAAAUCUCAUGUACGGUUCUGUAACGGAGAUUCUGUGAAUUGAAUGACGACCGUAACGGAUGUCAGCUCAAUCCGAAGGGAAUUAUGCGGAAGCUUUACAGAAUUAUUAUGAAGCUAUGCGACUAGAAAUUGAUCCCUAUGACCGAAGUUAUAUACUGUAUAACAUAGGACUUAUCCACACAAGUAACGGA
Molecule: messenger RNA, 679 nt
Organism: Erigeron canadensis
Lineage: Eukaryota; Viridiplantae; Streptophyta; Magnoliopsida; Asterales; Asteraceae
Exons: 2
Source: RefSeq, a predicted model, not a curated record